Melampsora larici-populina 98AG31 is the source of this 783-nucleotide messenger RNA. RefSeq lists its product as uncharacterized. The record is from RefSeq and is a predicted model, not a curated record. Lineage: Eukaryota; Fungi; Basidiomycota; Pucciniomycetes; Pucciniales; Melampsoraceae. Bases 1 to 783 code for a protein of 260 amino acids. The transcript has 5 exons.
AUGGUUGCUACCAACUCUAACUCAAUUUCUCAUCCUAUUCGAGUGAACUUUUUUGGACAAGCUGGAGUCGAGCCCAAUUGUGUCUAUACAAUGACUUGCAAGUUGAUCGGUACCAACGACAAUCAGGACGAUCACCUCCACUUUGAAAAUUCAGCCCGAAUUGAUCUUGGCGACGUUGCACGAUUCGGCGAGUCUUUCGCUGAGGAUCUCAUGGACAAAACAGUCAUGAUCGCGCUAGGAUAUGUAACCGCCCGUGAGACUGUCAAGGAUCCACUUUACAAAGGCAAAUCCACCGUUGUGAUCUCGCUCCAGUCACAAGACUAUGACCCAAUUACGAAAAUUCCUGUUACGUUCUACACCAAACACUAUAUUCCUCCUGUUCGUAAUAUGGAGAAGGCACAAAAUAUUUGCCAAGUUGGACGAGAAGUCCAAUUAGUCGGGGCCAUCAAGGAUUAUGAUGGCGACCGUUUUAUGUGGGAAACCGAGGUGACCGCGAUCAGUCGAUGCACCGGCGACGCCCCCAGCUUAAUCGACAAAGGCGUGAAUAAGCCUGGGACUCCCAAAGGUGGACGUGUACCAUUGACCCUGCAAAGAAACAAGGCCAGUACUAUUGCUAGCACAUCGGCUUCCACGCUCGAUGCCGCUCCCAGCAGCUCUCCGUUGGCUCCCCUGAAACCGGCGGACAAUAUUGAAAACGUGGUUCCCGACAUCGAGAAGGACGAAAACACUGUCGAUUUGGAAACCCCCAAUAACUCUUCACCCUUGAAACGCCGCCGAAAUUAG